This is a messenger RNA of Mya arenaria, 2019 nucleotides long. RefSeq names its product cell death abnormality protein 1-like. NCBI's taxonomy places the organism in Eukaryota, Metazoa, Mollusca, Bivalvia, Myida, Myidae. The record is from RefSeq and is a predicted model, not a curated record. The coding region runs from base 1 to 2019 and encodes 672 amino acids. The transcript is spliced from 7 exons. Gene Ontology annotation, molecular function: protein binding.
AUGGAUGAGUGCAGUAAAAAUUACCAUUUUCUCUGCAACUCUUCACGGAAGUGUAUUCACUAUCAUCGGGUUUGUGACAGUAAUUCUGACUGUAUAGGAGGUGAAGAUGAGGCUGCUGGUGUCUGUACCAUGCGUAAAUGCCUUCGACACGGCGGAUUUUUGUGCAAUAUUUCCCAGAAGUGUAUCCCAUAUUCUCGGGUCUGUGACGGAUAUAAAGACUGUGUUGACGGUGAAGAUGAGUCUCCACCUGCGUGCAAUCUCAAACAGGUGUGUGAAUCAAAUCGUUCCUGGGACGGUUGUUUGGGUCAAUGUAAACCUGGUUUUUUCGGCAAUUAUUGCGGGAAACAUUGUUCAGAACAUUGUUUGAAUGAAAUAUGUGAUAAAUCAAGUGGAAUUUGUAAAGACUGUACGCAAACGUAUUUAGAAAACUGUUCACUAGAAUGUGCACAAGGGUGUCGCGAAAAAGAAGGUUUCCCGACAUGUGACAGACAAAGUGGUAAAUGUUUGCAUGGCUGUAAUCAUUAUCACUACGGUGACUUUUGCAACAACACAUGUAAACACUGCAAGGGAAAUUCCUCGGAUGCUUCAUGCGAUAUUAACGGUGUAUGUCUUUAUGGAUGUGAGAACGGUUAUUGGGACAAGAAGUGCAGUUCUAAAUGCAGUGCCAACUGUGAAGGUGACGAGCAAGGAAACCGUUGUAAUUCAUCCACCGGAGAAUGUAUAAACGGCUGUACACGUGGGUGGAGAGGUUUAUUUUGUGGGGCUCUCGAAAAGCAAUGUGAAUCGAAGCUCUCCGCAACAGAAGGCUGCUUGGGUCGAUGCUCACCAGGUUAUUUUGGGAAAUUUUGUGGGCAAAAUUGUUCAGAAAAUUGUUUAGAUGGAAUAUGUAAUAAAUCAAGUGGUAUUUGUAAAGACUGUACCAGAAGGUAUUUAGAAAACUGUUCUAUCAAAUGUGGUCAAGGGUGUCGCGAGAAAGAAGGUUUUCCGCAGUGUGACAGACAAAGUGGCAAAUGUUUGUAUGGCUGUUAUCUUUAUCACUACGGUGACUUUUGCAACAAAACAUGUAAACACUGCAAGGGAAAUUCCUCCAAUGCUUCAUGCGAUAUUAACGGUGUAUGUCAGUAUGGAUGCGAGAACGGUUAUUGGGACGAGAAGUGCAGUUCUAAAUGCAGUACCAACUGUGAAGGUGACGCAUAUGAAAACUGGUGUAAUUCAUCCACCGGGGAAUGUUUUAACGGCUGUAUCCCUGGGUGGAGUGAUGUGAGCAAUCGUCAGACUGUGACUCUGGAUACCGACAACUUAAAGACAGCCUUGAUACUAGCUAUUUUCUCUGUGGUUUCCGUUGUUGUCGGGAUUAUCUGCUAUUUAAAGACUCGAAAAAGGUUCAAUCGACAGCAGAAUGAACGCAUAGAACCAUGCCAAGUGUUUUCAGUUGGCGUACAACCAGGACAGCAACUCUCAGAAUCUUUGAGACGGCAAAACCUUGACCUGUAUGCCGACAUCAACGAAGAAACCAUGGAACAAUACCGGUACUUCGGUGAGCAAAACUCACCAGAUCACUAUGAUGAAAUUAACUCCACAAUUUCUGACUAUCAUACUGGAAACGUGCCUUCAGACGAAUGUACAGACGAUAGUAAUUCCCUACAGAGCAUCUCAAAAUCUGAAGACAAAACUGGUCUUGACAGUACUGACGAAACUAGAUCCAGGCACAGCGCCACACAUUAUUAUAGUGAACUUGAUCAUGCCUGUAAUACAGACAAUAUGAACGGAGUUAAUCCCCGAAGUAGCGUUGUAGAAUCUUAUAGCAGUAUUGAACGUAUGUGCACGAAAGAUCAUAUGGACCUUGAAACACUUUGUCAAACAAACAAGGCUGAGGACCGGCUAAAGUCAGCUACUAGAGAAAGCGAUGAGGGGGAAGAAAUAUUUGGUGAUUUAGGACAAUUUCAUGUGGAUUAUAUUCAUGCUAUUGCGAGUGACGAAUGUGAAUUGCUAAGUAAUGAAUUAGAGUCUUCCCUAUAA